Molecule: messenger RNA, 1053 nt
Organism: Rubroshorea leprosula
Lineage: Eukaryota; Viridiplantae; Streptophyta; Magnoliopsida; Malvales; Dipterocarpaceae
Source: the annotation of a GenBank genome assembly
ACAAUAAGUGGGUUCACAUCUUAACAGUAUGGAGCCACCAAUGGGGAGGCAUACUUCAAUGGAAUGGUAAUAGAGAGAUUCUGUGUUCGUAAUUCAGGGGCAAAAGCCGUUGUUGAAGGUGUUGGCAAUCAUGGUUGUGAGUUCAUGACAGGUGGGACUGUAGUUGUUCUUGGAAAGACUGGCAGAAACUUUGCUGCUGGUAUGAGUGGUGGCAUUGCAUAUGUUCUUGAUGUGGAUGGGAAAUUCCAUUCACGAUGCAAUCCUGAGCUUGUAGAUCUUGAUAAAGUUGAAGAAGACAAUGAUAUAAUGAUGCUCAGAAUGAUGAUACAGCAACAUCAACGUACACUGGGAUAUAUUGCACCUGAAUUGUUUUACAAGAACAUUGGUGGCAUCUCAUACAAGGCAGAUGUUUAUAGUUUUGGAAUGCUAUUGAUGGAAAUGGUGGGGAGGAGGAAGAAUUUAAAUGAACGAGUGGAGCAAUCAAGUCAGAUAUACUUCCCCACUUGGAUUUAUAAGCAGCUUGAUAGAGGAGAGGAUAUGAUGUUGAAUGAAGUCACAGAGGGUGAAAAGAAACUUGUAAGGAGGAUGAUCAUGGUUGCCUUGUGGUGCAUACAAAUGAAUCCUACCAAUCGCCCUUCAAUGAGCAAGGCAUUGGAGAUGCUAGAAGGCGAAGUUGAACUCCUUGAAAUGCCUCCAAAGCCUUUUGUAUCUUUUGAUAAUGAUCCUCCCAGUACAAAUUUAGUAGAGGAGAUCUUCAAAUCCCUUGAUUCUAUGACUUCAAAUACUUAGAAUUUCAAAGUACUAUUGUAAUUCAUGAAACACUAGUGUUCUUUACGCUCUGUUCAUUUUCUCAAUCCUAGCUCGUUUGUAUUAAUGAACCAUUUAAAUCUGUUGCUUCUGAUGAAGGAAUGAUAUUUGCAUUGUAACUAAAUGUUAGUGCUUUGGCCAUGUUUGGUGAUUGUAGUUCUUAGAAACAAGGAACGAUGUCUUGUAGUGUUCAAAAGUGUAAAGAUCAGUUGGUAAAACUGAUUCCAAUCAACAUAAAAGUCAAAA